This is a messenger RNA of Nicotiana attenuata, 552 nucleotides long. Its product is annotated as RNA-directed DNA polymerase homolog. The record is from RefSeq and is a predicted model, not a curated record. The coding region runs from base 1 to 552 and encodes 183 amino acids. NCBI's taxonomy places the organism in Eukaryota, Viridiplantae, Streptophyta, Magnoliopsida, Solanales, Solanaceae. The transcript has 2 exons.
AUGUGCAUUGAUUACCGGCAGUUGAACAAGGUAACGAUAAAGAACAAGUAUCCACUGCCGAGGAUUAACGAUUUGUUCGACCAGCUUCAGGGCGCGAAGGUGUUUUCAAAGAUAGACUUGAGAUCUGGCUACCACCAGUUGAGGAUUAGGGCAUCCGAUGUCCCUAAGACAGCAUUCCGCACUCGGUAUGGGCAUUAUGAGUUUUUGGUCAUGUCAUUUGGGUUGACCAAUGCCCCAGCAGCAUUUAUGGAGUUGAUGAACCGAGUGUUCAGGCCUUAUUUGGACUUGUUCGUGAUAGUUUUCAUUGAUGAUAUUCUGAUAUACUCCCGCAGUCAGGAGGAGCACGAGCAGCACCUUAGAGUGGUUCUUCAGACUCUGAGGGAUAGUCAGUUAUAUGCCAAGUUCUCCAAGUGUGAGUUCUGGCUGAAUUCAGUAGCGUUUCUGGCUGACCCAAUUCCUCUACGCGAUCGUGAAGUACUUCUCGCGAACGCGAUUCACAAAUUCCCAGCCCUCCGCGAACGCGAAGCCCUUCACGCGAAUGCGAAGGCUUAA